Molecule: messenger RNA, 1113 nt
Organism: Naegleria gruberi
Lineage: Eukaryota; Heterolobosea; Eutetramitea; Acrasida; Naegleriidae
Exons: 1
Coding region: 1-1113 (370 amino acids)
Source: RefSeq, a predicted model, not a curated record
AUGCAAUCUUCUACUUUAGCUAUUCUUUUGCUUUUCUGUUUGGUUGGUUGUGUUACUUGCGCCAGUAAUACGACUGUAAGAGCUUACAUCCUCGAUAUUCAAUCAGAAUAUGAAAAGAUAGACACUCUUGGGCAACGUCUCACAAAGGCGAUUGAUAUGUUAAAUUUUGCAAACAUCAACUCGACCUUAAUUCCUCAAAUUGUUCAAACAAGAGCAGCUCAAUUGAAAAAAUUAACAACUGCUAGAAGCAUGCUCGCUCUUGAAAUGUCUGUAUUGAGCAAUCAAUGUAAUAUGUUUGGAGGAGAUGACUGCACCGUUCCUACAUGUUCAUAUCAUGGAAAAUAUAUAAGUAAUAAUCAAACAGCUAAAUGUGUAUGUGAUCAAGAUUGGACUGGGUUAAACUGUUCUGUUCCAAUAUGUUAUUCCAUUCCUGCAACAAACAGCUCUGUGUGCUCAGGCUCUGGUACAUGCAUCUCCAAUAAUACAUGUCUCUAUCCAACUCCAUCAAACAACCUUGUUGUUGACACCAUUAGAAUGUAUGCGAAUGGAACUGUUGCAAGAAGUUGUAAAGAAUAUCUCUCAACAUUUAAUGAGAGUGGACUCUAUUGGAUCAAACCAGAUAAUAACUAUCCAAGUUUUGUAGUUCAUUGUGAGCAGAAAUUCAAUGGUGGAGGUUGGAUUUUAAUUUCAUCAAGAAACAAAUCAAUUCCUCCAAAAUAUUCUGAUGUUGUAAAGCCACUCAAUGAUGGUUCGUCAAUGGCAGAUGAUAAAUGGGCCAUUUUCAGAAAUGCCAAUCCUGACUUAAUGUGGAAAGAUUCAGAUCGUGAUGAGUAUAGUGUAACAAAUAUUUUGGGAUGGAAAAAUGGAGCAAAUUGUAAAGUAUUAACAACAAAACUAACUGAUCUGUUGCUUGCUCAUAAGGAGAACACUGGCUGUACAAUGUCAGGAAGUGAUUAUUGCUUGCUUGGUGAUACUAGAUUCGGUAUGACUCCUUGUGCAUCAUGUGAGGCAACAUACACAGCACCAACUUUGAUUUGGAAAGAGUGGAAGUUCAAAAGCUAUUUUUGGAAUGAUUCUCCUGAACUAUCAAAAGCAGAUAUUUAUUUAAGAUAA